CCUUUCCUUCCUCGCGAGAACGAGAGGCUAGACCGCAUCCAGUGGUGGGGCUCGGUAUGGGCGGAAGCGAAUGCGCCCUGGGCGACGCCGCUAUAGGCGAGGAAACCCUAAAUUACGACGGCGAUGACGUUGAGAUGGCCGACGCCGACUCGGAUACGGAGGAAGCCCGAGCAGCUGAGGUCUCCGCUGCAACUGGAGGAUCCGCCGGAGGUGUUAGGCAGGCGGAGAAGGACGGACCGGAUGGAAAGAAGAAGAGGAAGAAGAGGAGGAACAAAGGGAAGAAGAACAAAGGGAGGCAAGAUGGGGCGCCCACCAACAUCGCGGACAUUAAUCGAUUUGUUCUUAACACUUGCAAGCGCUUGAAGGAGAAGAAGUCGUACCUUGUCUGGAAUGCUGUUGGCUGCCUUGGUGUCACUGCUGUCAAUGAUCUUGUUAGAGAGGUGGAGGCUAUUCAGAAGUGUGGUGGGCAGACUAUUGCUGAUGGAAGCCGCUUUCGCACUGGUGGUGGAAUUCUCUGGAACAUCUUAAAGUCGCGGGAACCCAAGGCUUACAAGGAAAUAAUGGCAAAGGGAAAGGAACUUGAGAAGCAGUUUAGGUGUACGAAACGACCACAGAUUAGCAGAAACGAAGAUGCAAGUUCACAGGGCAGUGCUUUAAUUGAUGAUGAAAUUGAAGCGCGAGACCAAAAGGAAACAUUGGAUGACCCUAAGCAAUUGGAUGAUGUGGAGAUACACGUAUCAGACAAUAAAGCUCAACGCAAACCACUGGCGGACAGAAUUCGCGCUCCUGUUGCAUAUGAUGAUCUGUUUGAAGAGGGGGAGAUACACGACGGAGAACCACGUAGUUAGCAUUUCAAAGAUUAUGCCUCGUCAUGAGUGCCCAAAGGAUGUCACAUAAUUGCAAGAGCAUGAGUAUGAUUUAAGAACUACCACUGCAAUGUAGCAGUUUUUCCUCUAAACAUCAUCCCCGUGAACUUGCAGCGAUGGAGAUUUUGUUGCGUUCGGUGAAACCAUUGUUGGGCCUGAAUUCAGUGGUCAAUGGAAAUCAUGGUUAAACG
Zea mays is the source of this 1057-nucleotide messenger RNA. RefSeq lists its product as uncharacterized. NCBI's taxonomy places the organism in Eukaryota, Viridiplantae, Streptophyta, Magnoliopsida, Poales, Poaceae. Gene Ontology annotation, biological process: snRNA export from nucleus. The record is from RefSeq and is marked validated. Bases 57 to 848 code for a protein of 263 amino acids. The transcript has 4 exons.